Capronia coronata CBS 617.96 is the source of this 546-nucleotide messenger RNA. RefSeq lists its product as uncharacterized. Gene Ontology annotation, cellular component: U1 snRNP. Gene Ontology annotation, molecular function: zinc ion binding; pre-mRNA 5'-splice site binding. NCBI's taxonomy places the organism in Eukaryota, Fungi, Ascomycota, Eurotiomycetes, Chaetothyriales, Herpotrichiellaceae. The transcript is spliced from 3 exons. The coding region runs from base 1 to 546 and encodes 181 amino acids. The record is from RefSeq and is a predicted model, not a curated record. Gene Ontology annotation, biological process: mRNA splicing, via spliceosome; spliceosomal snRNP assembly; mRNA 5'-splice site recognition.
AUGUCGGUGCGAAAAGCCCAUAACUCCGGUCGAAAUCACUUGAGGAACGUGGUCGAAUAUUAUCAGCAAAUUGGUCAUGAAAAGGCUCAAUCAGUUAUCGACUCGAUCACCUCCUCAUAUGCUGCCGAAGGACAAGCCAAUCCUAUGUUCCAACAACCCGGUGCAUUUCCUCCGCCUCCGGGCUUUCCUGGGAUGCCACCUCCUCCCUUUGGUAUGCCAGGCGCUCUUCCGCCAGGGCCUGGAGGAGUCAUUCAACCUCCCGGCGGUCGUGGCAUGCCCUUCCCGCCUUUUCCUCCAAACGGCGCUCCACCUCCACCUCUUCCUAACGGCCUCCCGUUUCCUCCUCCACCCGGUGGAUUUCCUCCGAACUUUCAAUUUCCUCCUCCCGGUGCUCCUGGUGGCUUUCCGCCUCCGGGACCACAGAGUAAACAAGGCCCACCAGGAGGACCUUCACCUGCCCCCGGGGCCGGCCCAACUCCAGGACAAGGACCCCCGUCUGGCUUCAAUAUGAGUGCUCCUCCAGGAUCGAGUGAAGGCCGACGUUAG